UCCCCAAAUAAUUGUAAACAUAAACACGAGUUGUGUUGACACGAGUGGCUCACAGACACACACUUUGACACCACAGGUAUCACUGGACUCACGAGGGAUAUGGACAUCAAACCGGAAAACAUGCUGUCAUUGAAAGUGGGUCGGGUUGUGUCCAAACAGACACCUGUCAAGCAUUUCAUCACUCAAGAGGAAUAUAACUCAUACAUUGGAACCGAUGACACGAUUGAGACCUUAAGACUGGCCCCCAAUCUGACUGAAGAGUGGCGUCUUUUGCCGCAGAACUUCGGAAACGUAUAUUUGGGCGAAACGUUUGCUUUUGUCAUAAACUGUACCAACGAUUCGGUCAAAGAGAUGGUCACCGAUGUUGUCGUCCGCAUUGACCUACAGGUCGGCAAUCGGGCCGUCAUUUUAGGCGAAAUGAAAGCAUCGGUUUUGGACGCAAAGCAAAGUCUGAACGAUAUUAUGAAACACGAGGUCAAAGAACUGGGUCCUCAUGUGUAA
Oppiella nova is the source of this 501-nucleotide messenger RNA. NCBI's taxonomy places the organism in Eukaryota, Metazoa, Arthropoda, Arachnida, Sarcoptiformes, Oppiidae. The record is from the annotation of a GenBank genome assembly.